CAGUUUGAGCCCUCCGAGUCUCCGUACUGAAGAAACCUGUCUCUCUCUCCGCUUUUAUUCGCUCAUCCUUGUCUUCACGCCAAAACAACGACCAGCCAGAUGAAUAUACACGGCAAAAUAUCGGGUCUGAUCACCGGAGUGUGCGCUUUUGUGUAGGACUCUGAACAACAUGGCUCUACGCGAUAUUCCUGCAGCAUGGCACCAUCCUUUCAUCGGUGUGCAUUUGUCUCCGAAACAUGAAUUAGUCGCUGUUAUCAGCAGGAAGAAAUAACGGGACCUGGCAAGCGACUCCUGUUUUUUAUGUGGAUAUUAUGCAAGCAUUGAGUAAACUGUCUGUUUUUCACACAGAUGACACAUUUGUGGCUGAACUGACAGUUCUACGUAAAUAGACAGUCAGCCGAAGUGAAUACAACAAAGAUGCAUUCCUUAUAGAGAGGAGGAGGGUCUGGGCUCGCAAAGGAUCGAGGUGAUAUUGGUGCAGUGCAGGAGGGUCCAGUAGAGAGGAGAGGUGACGUUGACCGGAUGCGUGUAGAGGAGUGUGCCGCGUGGCUUUGACCAUGAGCCGGUUGAUGUUGGGCCGGACCCUGGAGCGGAUCUGCAAGGCUGUGCUGUUGCUCUGCCUGGUGCACUUCCUCAUUAUGAUGAUCCUCUACUUCGAUGUCUACAGCCAGCGUUUUGACAUCUUCAGCCGCUUCAACAACGGCCGGGGAGCUAACGGCUCAAGAGGACCCCACCACUACUACAAUUUCUCUAGGCCCAACACCACCUUUGCCAGCUAUGUGGCUACGGCCGACCAUCUUCUGCCCAGUGCCAAACCAGAGGCAAACCAGACACCACCCACCCCUAAGCCAUUACCACCAUGUCCGGAGAUUCCUCUUGGUCUGGUGGGUCGUCUCCUCAUCGAAUUCAGCUCUCAGAUAACCCUGGAGCGGGUACAGAGAGAAAACCCUAACGUGACAGAAGGCGGGAAAUACACUCCUCCGGACUGCCGGCCCAAACAGAAAGUGGCCAUCAUCAUCCCAUUUCGGAACAGAGACAACCACCUGAAGUACUGGCUUCACUAUCUGCACCCAAUUCUGCGCAGACAGAAGAUCGACUACGGCAUCUUUAUCAUCAACCAGCUUGGGGAAGACACGUUUAACCGUGCCAAGCUUCUUAAUGUCGGUUACACGGAGGUUCUGAAAGAUGCAGAAUACAACUGCUUUAUUUUCAGCGAUGUGGACCUGAUUCCUAUGGACGACCGGAACAUCUACCACUGUUACGACCAGCCCCGCCAUUUCGCUAUUGCCAUGGACAAAUUCGGCUUCAGGUUGCCGUAUGCUGGCUACUUUGGAGGGGUGUCCGGCCUUAGCAAAAAACAGUUCCUUAAAAUCAACGGCUUCCCUAAUGAGUACUGGGGCUGGGGAGGUGAAGAUGAUGAUAUAUACAACAGAAUCACACUAAAUGGGAUGAAAGUGUCUCGGCCUGAUGUGAGAAUCGGCCGCUACAGAAUGAUCAAGCACGAGAGAGACAAACACAAUGAACCAAACCCCCAGAGAUUCAACAAAAUCCAAAACACCAAGACCACGAUGAGGAAAGAUGGAAUCAGCUCGCUAUUGUACAGAGUGGUGUCUGUGAAGAAACACCCACUCUACACCAACAUAUCCGUGGAGAUCGGCAAGCCCCCUCCUAGACCCGUCAAAGGAUAGAGAGCCACCGGGUCUUGACCACGGGUACAUGAAGUUCAGCGCACACACGCCCACAAACUCUGCCCAGGGUUAACUUCCUAUAUCACAGCACUGAUAUGCUGAACAGGUUAGUUCUCAGGAAUACAUUGGGCCUUGGAAGCUUAUUGCGGAUUCCUCGACUUAGAUCCGAAUCCGGAUCUGGACACACGGUGUCUUGAGCAAAAAGAACCUCAUCAUACAGUAUUCCAGUGGCUGUUUUGUUUCAGACCUUACAGAUACAAGCUAAAGCUCCAACGCUUUUAAACGGAAGGAUUGUUCAGUUUUGGUGAGUGACCUGUGAACGUUCAUGAACAAUGAAAAGCGUGGUCACUUUAUGUAAAUCAGUCAGAACAUACUGUACAUUUCAAAAGCGAAUGUGUCUUUGUACCUACAAAUACUGCAGCGUUUGAAUCUUUUCUUUCUAUCUCAGAUGUUGGUGGACCGUGUGAGGUUGCUCGAUUGGUGCUUGAAGUUGGCUCCUUAGAUUAUCACUCUUUGCUUUCGCUAUAUCCUUUUUUUAUUUUGUAUCGUCUCCACUUGCGUUUCUCUUUUGGGACAUGGAUCAGAGCUGAAUUUUGAGCAUAUUAACACGCGUCUCCAUGAAGGGAACCCUCGUUGAGAUGACAAUUGUGCGAUAGGAUUUGACUGAAUCUGGACAAAGCCCUACAAGCACAUGACUGCGUCGAUUUGGUAUGAAUGGAUCGCCGCAGUUGAUCGUCUGGCUGCCAUAGAGAGGUGUGAAGAAAAGGCAAGAACUUUCAAUGGAAGAUCGAAAUGACUGACGAUCAAACCUCUGCAUCUAUCAACACCUGCUCAAGAAACAACCGUGUACUACAAGCUAAAAAUUGUUAUUGUUUACUUGCGUUUGCUUUGACGAUUCAUAUUUAGACCUGUCAUAUUUCAAGGCUUCUUGAAAAUUCGAAGGACGCUAUUGUUGAUCAUAUGUACACUUCAGAUAAGGAUAAUCUACAAUACAGAGGUUGAGAUAUUUACAUGACGUCUCCAAUAUCAAAUACAAGUCAUGAAGAUGAACUAUCGGAACUGAAUUGAGAUGCUUUUGUUUGUAAUUCUUUGGAAGAAUUUGUUCACCCAAAAAUGAAAAUUCUCUUAUUGUCUGCCCACCCUCAUGAAGUUUUAAGCCCAUGUGCAGAUGUUUUUGAAGUAUACUAAAGAAAUGUCACGCUGAUUUUUGAUAUAUUUUAAGUACUCUAAAGUCAUAUGACAGCCUUGUGUGAGCAUCAGACUCAAUUUUUAAGAAUGCACUUAUUUAGUAGUGUAUGCAAAAAAAAGUGUAAAAUAUUUGUAUUGUAUUCUACUUAAAACAACAGCGGGUUUGGAACAACAUGAGGGUGAGUAAAUAAUGACUAUUUCCUUUUUAGGGGGGCUUACACUCAUUUACAGUUGUUUUCGUUUUGUUCUUGCAUUUCUCUUGCUGUCUCCUUUUCUUUGAAUGCCUGCAAACACCGAGCCGAUGCCUUGAGAUGUUUUAUGAGAGGUACACAUGUGUCCGCACAGUUUAAGCAAUUCUUUCUUUGUUGUCGGCUUUCGGGAGCUGUGCGUGGACAGUUCUUUUGAGCUAUUAUAAUUCUUUCAGCCCAGCACAGGGGAAGCCAUUACCGAAAGCCCAUGCAGCCACUCUCUCUCUAUCCUUUCAAAAUGCCAUUUUCUUGUGCGUUUUUUAAGGCACACCUUGUUGUUGCCUUCUGCCUUUUUACUUUUAGCCUUACCGACCCAUUUUAUUUCUGUGCAUUUGCAGUCGCGCUGACUUAACUGCUGACGCAAGCUGAAGACUCCAACAUUGCUUUCCUUCAUGAUGUCUUAAGCACUUCAUCACCUCCGUCUCAUGGGUGUUGCAACCUGUUUGUGUAUCACAGCUGCCACGGUGUAUACGUAACUGUACAUUCACCAUUAGACGAAAUAACUCCCUAAUAUUUUCACACAUUUGUGCUUCUUCGAUUUUAUGGGAUUAACAGCCUUGACGAUGCAGUAUCCUUAUUUUCCAAGUGUUUUUCACUGAGCUGUGGUCAGGUUUAUUCAGAUAUUGAUUCAUAUUUCUUCUUGCUGUGUGGCUUGCAUUUUGAAUGCUUGGAAUGAGAGCCGUGCAGUGAAUCUUGAACCUUUGACUUGUGAAUGAGAUUUUAAGGCGAUCUUCAAAUUUGAAAGACGUUUGGCUUGUCCCAGAAUGUCUGCGCAAAUGAGGAUUCUGUUUCUGUCGCUGUGAAAUGAGAUUAUUUAUUUUUAGAGUUCUUGUAUCAAGGCACGUAUUGAAUUUGAAGAUGAAAUGUUGCAGAGAGCAUAUCGUUUGCAUUGACAUCAUUUUGCAAAAUGGAAAUGCACUCCAUAUGAUUUAUAUAGCGUGAGUGGAACUAGACGAAUUGCUUUCCUUUCUGUUCGGUGACCUCGCACACGAUGUUGCAUGCGACUAGUUGAGCCUCACGCAGCAUGUGAUCUAAUGUGUCAUUCUUCCAGUUCUCGACAUUUAAAGGAUUCUAGUGAUACCAUGUAUUUGGAUGCUGUGAAUUCUGUAUUUGAAUUCUGUAUCUUCUGUGAAUCUGAUGUUUAAAAGUCAAAAAUGAUUCGAUUUUCAAGAUUUUUUCAUCUGAAUGCCUUCUUAGUAUGCUUAGUUUUAUCUGCCGUUUUUCUUCGUAUCCUUCAUGAUAGCUGCUUGUAUGUUCUGUUCUGCACAACUUGCACAACUCUCAUGACCGAUUUAGUAAAGCACAAACAUUCUUCGAGCUCGCUUCAGCAAAUCUCACUUUAUGGUUUGCAAAAUCACACUGAUGCCACAAUGAAAAUAGCUUUUGAUAUUGAUGGUGUUUUUGUUUUCCUUCCUCAUCCUUGGGUCAUCAAACCCUCCCGCCCUGAGAACCGUAAUGCUCUUCCUUUCUCAUUUCUCCAAAUGCCCUUUUGAAAUCUGCGCCACCUCUCUUUCCCGUCACCCUGUUACCCCUCAGCUGCCCUUCUGAAAGCAUCUCAUCUGUGCUUGAUGGUUGUUUAUCUUAGAGGGGGCAGAGGUGGUUAGAUAUUCCACACUAUGAAAUGAACUACUACUGACAGCCUCAGGUCUUCAUGCCUGGGCCGCAUUUUUAAAGACUUGCUGUCUAUCGAGGUUUUUUGUACAUUGAAUGUCAAAAAGGCUAUAUCUUAUAUAGAAUGCAUUAUGUCAUAUCAAACAUACUUUUUGUAUACAAUCAAUAAAUCUGAUGCUCCAAGAAUCUGACUCUGAUGGUGAG
Molecule: messenger RNA, 4939 nt
Organism: Triplophysa rosa
Lineage: Eukaryota; Metazoa; Chordata; Actinopteri; Cypriniformes; Nemacheilidae
Gene: b4galt2
Product: UDP-Gal:betaGlcNAc beta 1,4- galactosyltransferase, polypeptide 2
Exons: 7
Coding region: 558-1688 (376 amino acids)
Biological process (GO): carbohydrate metabolic process
Molecular function (GO): glycosyltransferase activity
Source: RefSeq, a predicted model, not a curated record